AUGUGGGAAGUAGAUCCGGAGACUCGAAGCAAGCUUCACCAAAUCCAGAAGAAAGAAGGGAGUGGGAAUGAUCGAUGUUGUGACUGCGGAGCUCCCUCACCACAAUGGGCGUCGCCCAAGUUCUCCACCUUCAUCUGCCUCUCCUGCGCUGGCACCCAUCGCGGGCUCGGCGUACAUAUAUCUUUCGUCCGCUCAAUAUCCAUGGACGCCUUCAAACAGAAUGAGAUCCUCCGUAUGCAACAUGGCGGUAACAAAGCAUGGCAGGACUUCUACAACUCCAACAUCGGCAUCGAGAAUGGAGGAAAGAGCUUCGAAGACAGCAGCAUAAAAGAGCGAUACGAAAGCGAUGUCGGUGACGAGUGGAAAGAGAGGUUAAGCGCAAAGGUCGAGGACAGGGACUUUGACCGAGAGACAUGGAAGAAAGAGAGGGAAGCCUACAAGGCCAAAGCCGCAGCAACAAACGCGGGCUCUAGAAGUCAAACCCCGACUGGAUCCGGCCCUCGAAAAGGCGUAUCCGGAAUCGUCUCCGCCACCAACACCAACCCGACCGGCCGCUCGGAAUCGCCCGCAUCGCGCUCAAACCCUUCUCUUCCACUCUCCCAAAAAGAACAAAAAGAAGCCUACUUCUCCCAACUCGGCGCCGCCAACGCCUCUCGACCAGACCACCUCCCACCUUCGCAGGGCGGACGCCUAGGGGGAUUCGGCAACUCCCCACCACCCACCGACCCAUCCCACGCACAAGAAUCUCAGGCCGACCCCAUAGCGACCCUCACCCAGUCCCUCUCCUGGUUCACCACCUCGCUCUCCCGCACCGCCAAAACCGUCAACGAAACCUACAUCCAACCCACCGCCGGCAAAAUCGCAUCCUCAGAUCUCGCUGCCCAAGCCCGUGCCGCGGCCGUGCAGGCCGGCACGGGGAUCCAAUCAACCGCGAAGACCGCCACCGAAUCUUUCAACCGCUUCGUCGAGGGCCAAGAGCCCACCGCGAGAUCUGCAGCUGGAGCCGGAGCCAUUGCAGGUAGCGCUAAGAAGGCGACCGAGCCCGAGCGCAAGGAUUUCUGGGACAGUUUCGGUGCUGCAGCAACAGCAUCCACAUCCACAUCCGCUGCACACGACAGCGAGAAACCCAAGCCGAAACCGAGCAGCAUCGGCACGGCGGCCAUGAAGACGGGCGGGAACGGCGAGGGAUUGGCGGGUGCGCCUCUUGGCUCCGCGGCAGCAACCACGAAGGGAAAGGGCAAGGGGUUGGGAGAGGAUGAUGGCUGGGAUGACUGGUGA
Molecule: messenger RNA, 1278 nt
Organism: Endocarpon pusillum Z07020
Lineage: Eukaryota; Fungi; Ascomycota; Eurotiomycetes; Verrucariales; Verrucariaceae
Exons: 3
Coding region: 1-1278 (425 amino acids)
Biological process (GO): regulation of endocytosis; regulation of ARF protein signal transduction
Cellular component (GO): Golgi membrane
Molecular function (GO): GTPase activator activity
Source: RefSeq, a predicted model, not a curated record